UGGUGUCGUACAAAUGAGUGCUACUCUGUUGAAAACUUUGUGUCAGUCGAAUGUAAGAUCGUCGUUCUUUAAAUUCCAAUUCUUUACUCAGAGGAAUUGCAGCAUGGCUACGGCAUUAACGGAAUCAAUCCCUUUUUCAAAAGAUUUUCUUUUCCGUCAGAUGUUCGAUCCUGUGUCCAGCACGUACACAUAUCUGCUGGCUGACGUCAACGAUAAGACAGCGAUCUUAAUUGAUCCAGUCAUUGAAUGGGCCGAACGCGAUAAAAGUAUUAUUCGGGAACUGGGAUUAACCUUGAAAUACGCUGUAAACACUCAUAUGCACGCUGAUCAUAUCACCGGAACAGGAAGAUUAAAGUCAUUGCUACCUGGCUGUCAGUCAGCGAUAUCGCGUACCAGCGGUGCUAAGGCGGACAUUCACCUGAAUCCGAAUGAUCGAAUAAGUUUCGGCAGACACUGUAUACGAGUGUUGCCCACUCCUGGUCACACGGAAGGCUGCGUGACUUAUGUUUGCGACGAGCAAGGGUGUGCCUUCACGGGCGAUGCACUUUUGAUCCGUGGAUGCGGACGAACUGAUUUUCAGGGUGGCUCCGCGGAAGUUCUGUACAACUCUGUUCACAAGAGAAUUUUUACGCUGCCGGAGAAUUGCAGGCUGUACCCGGCCCACGAUUACAACGGGAGAACGAUGACCACCGUCGCCGAGGAGAAGGCCUUUAAUCCGAGAUUAACUAAAUCUCUAAAUGAAUUUGUUGACAUAAUGAACAACCUUAAUCUGCCCUACCCGAAGAUGAUAGACAAAGCGGUACCGGCCAAUAAACUCUGCGGACUGUACGAGGUCCAAGAAGAACAGAAACUAUGAUAUUUUACCAAUCAAUCGAUCGAUCGGUGGGAUGUUAACUCGAUUUCGUCGUCCGGUGUACAACAUUGCAUAAUAAAACGAUUCGAAC
Molecule: messenger RNA, 944 nt
Organism: Dufourea novaeangliae
Lineage: Eukaryota; Metazoa; Arthropoda; Insecta; Hymenoptera; Halictidae
Product: persulfide dioxygenase ETHE1, mitochondrial
Exons: 6
Coding region: 14-856 (280 amino acids)
Biological process (GO): hydrogen sulfide metabolic process; glutathione metabolic process
Molecular function (GO): sulfur dioxygenase activity
Source: RefSeq, a predicted model, not a curated record